CAAUUGAGUCUACAGUCUACAUCGUCGACGGGUGGUUUUCUUUCUGCUCAUAAAAAAUGCAACACAGCUGCCAUGCUGCACCUUUGGAGCUUGUCCGGUGAGCUCGUCGUGGAGCUGCCAGAAGAUGCGUUGGAUGCCAUCGUUCAAAGCAAGACACCCGUCAGAGCGCUGAAGGAGUACUUGGCAGAUCGGGAUCGUGUUGGAAGGUCCCGGUUUCAACAAAAAGUCUUCAGGGAAGGGACUCAGUUACAUGAUGAAGCUUCAGUCUCACCUGGAGAUCUACAGCUGGUGAUUUCAGAUUUUCAAGAGAUUCCUCAUCAGGAUUUCCUUGAAGCAUGUGAAGCUGGCCGGGUGGAUGAGGUAGAAACACACCUUCACUUGCCAUAUGAUCCCAACACUCAAGACCCAAAACAUCGAGUAGCCCUCCAUGUGGUGGCUGUCUUUGGCCAAUUGGAGGUGCUGCGAUUGCUCUUGGAGGCUUUUGCCGAUGUGAAUGCAACCGACGUCUAUGGCAGAACUGCCUUGCACGAAGCCACGGCCAAUGGGCACGUGAAGGUGAUGCGAGAAUUGCUGAAGGCACAAGCUGACGCCAAUGCAGCGGGACAAGAUGGCAUCACAGCGUUGCAGUGGGCAUCUCGUCGGGGUUUCCCGGCCGUCGUACGAGAGCUGCUCUUGGCAAAAACUGACCAGGAGGCUUCAGCAAACGAUGGUCGAACUGCAUUGCAUUGGGCAUGUUUGAAUGGGAACUUGCAUGUGGUUCAAGAGUUGUUCAAUGCAGGUGUUGACAAAGAGGCUGCGGCACAAGACGGUUCCAGAGCUGUGCACUUUGCAAGUUUGAGAGGCCACUCCGAAAUCGUGAGGUUACUCCUAGCGGCGGGCGUUGACAAGGAUGUUGCAUCAACUUCCGACGGCAAAACAGCUUUGCACUUUGCGGGUCAGAAAGGACACCUUGCAGUGGUGCAAGAAUUGCUGAAGGCCAGAGCCAACAAGGAUGCUGUGACACGAGAUGGCUCAACGGCUUUGCAUUUGUCAGCGCGGAGGGGACACUUGGAAGUGACGGAACUGUUGUUGAAGUUUGGUGUUCAAAAGGAAGCUCAAAGGGAAGAUGGAGCAACUGCAUGGCAAUUGGCAGCUGAGCAGCAGCACUUGGAAGUUCUUUACUUGUUAGAUAGCGACAGCGCAUUUGACAGCUAAAAGAGUCAGGGACUCAUGUGCAUCAUGUGCCGCGUUUGCAGUUGCUGCUGCAUUCUAGUACUUUCACUUGACACAGCAACAUGCAACAGCACAAGAUGGUGUCCCCGCUCUGACAAUUGAACACAUGGCAAAGUGACUGUCGCAUGUCGCUUAAGGGCAUCCAUCGGAA
Durusdinium trenchii is the source of this 1363-nucleotide messenger RNA. NCBI's taxonomy places the organism in Eukaryota, Dinophyceae, Suessiales, Symbiodiniaceae. The record is from the annotation of a GenBank genome assembly.